This is a messenger RNA of Dioscorea cayenensis subsp. rotundata (Guinea yam), 1741 nucleotides long. Its product is annotated as RCC1 domain-containing protein RUG3, mitochondrial. NCBI's taxonomy places the organism in Eukaryota, Viridiplantae, Streptophyta, Magnoliopsida, Dioscoreales, Dioscoreaceae. The coding region runs from base 21 to 1328 and encodes 435 amino acids. The record is from RefSeq and is a predicted model, not a curated record. The transcript is spliced from 6 exons.
UUUUGCUUCGCUUUGACUCCAUGGCUGUUGCCCUUCUUCGCUCGCGCAUCCAUGGCCGCAUCCUCCGCCCGUACUCCACCCAACCCUCCCUCCUAUGGAGCCCGGCGGCCGACGAUCCUCACUCGCCGGCGUCCACGCUCCAGAUCUUCUCAUGGGGCCAUGGCGGCUCUGGCCAGCUCGGUGGUGGGAAGGAGGAGCUCCGCCAUUACCCGACCUCUCUCGCGGCCCUUCGUCUCCCCCCUGACUUCCGUCUAUCUCCUGUCCCCGGCCGCGUUCCUUUUCCUCCUCCGCCGACCGGCUCUAUGGAGGUCGGCAUCUCCUGCGGUCUCUUCCACUCGGCCCUUCUCGUUAAUGGGAUGCUCUGGAUUUGGGGGAAGGGCGAUGGUGGUCGGCUCGGGUUUGGUGAUGAGGUCUCCGGUUUUGUUCCGAAGUUGAACCCUAAUCUCUCUGACGUGAAAAGCGUUGCGCUUGGCGGGAUUCAUUCCACCGCGCUCACCGCUUCGGGCGAUGUCUUCACAUGGGGUUAUGGUGGUUUUGGAGCACUGGGACACUCUGUUUAUCACAGAGAAUUGCUGCCUAGGCUGGUACAUGGUUCUUGGAGUGGAAAAAUUUCUCAUCUUGCUACUAGUGGAGCACAUACUGCAGCUAUCACCGAGUCAGGUGAACUUUAUACCUGGGGACGAGAUGAAGGGGAAGGUCGGUUAGGUCUCGGCAGUGGAGGUGGUCCUGGUGAAGGAGGGUCUUUUAGUAUUCCUUCCAAAGUAAAUGCAUUACCUGUGCCUGUUGCAGCUGCUAAAUGUGGUGGAUUUUUCACAAUGGCGCUGACUUCAGAUGGCCAAGUUUGGAAUUGGGGAGCAAAUUCAAAUUAUGAACUAGGGAGGGGUGAUAACAAAAGUGAUUGGAGGCCACAACUUAUUCGUAGCCUUCAAGAUGCUCGUAUUAUUCAAGUGGCCUGUGGUGGUUACCAUUCUUUGGCAUUAACUGAUAAAGGUGAGGUUUUUUCUUGGGGCCAUGGAGGUCAAGGUCAAUUGGGACAUGGUUCUCGUCAGAAUGAGAAAGUCCCAUUAGUUAUUGAGGCAUUGGCUCACAAGCGCAUAACAUAUAUUGCCUGUGGUGGUUCAUCUUCAGCUGCUGUUGCAGAUGACGGGAAGUUGUUCAUGUGGGGAAACUCAAGAGAUUGCCAAUUAGGUGUUCCCGGGCUUCCUGACUCACAGCUCCUGCCUGUUGAAGUGCAGUUCCUUACAGAGGACGAAGAAUUAGGUCCUCAUAAUGUAAUAUCAGUUGCACUCGGUGCAUCACACACAAUGUGCCUGGUUUCGAGACAAUGACAAGAACAGUGAAGAAAUCUAAGCUGAAAUUUGUGGAUGCAAUGCUCAUAAUUAACAAAGAGUCCACUUCCCUGCUGGUUAAAUGCAGAGGUACAUUUUCAGGAGAGCAUUGUUACAUAUAAUGCCAUAAAGCUGGUCUUUGAGCUCUUGGAUUAUGCCUUAUUUAUAAGUGCUAGUCAUUCUCUCUUUUGAUAGAUAAGAGCUUUCGGUUUUUCGGGACUGUUGCAUAAGGCUUCAUUUUUGACAGAUAAUGAGGAAUCACAUGCUUAUGUUUCAAAGAGAAGCUGGUUUUUUUUUCUUUCCAGUUCACCAGCACUGGAACUUUUACUGUACUUGAGAAUUUCAGAUCAUGUUCAUUGUGUCAUAUUGACUGAGCUGAGUUGGAAGAACAUAGGAGAAGAAAGUUACAUUGA